Dictyostelium discoideum AX4 is the source of this 4140-nucleotide messenger RNA. RefSeq names its product inositol 5-phosphatase (gene Dd5P3). Gene Ontology annotation, molecular function: phosphatidylinositol-4,5-bisphosphate 5-phosphatase activity; hydrolase activity, acting on ester bonds; phosphatase activity. Lineage: Eukaryota; Evosea; Eumycetozoa; Dictyosteliales; Dictyosteliaceae. The coding region runs from base 1 to 4140 and encodes 1379 amino acids. Gene Ontology annotation, biological process: phosphatidylinositol dephosphorylation; phosphatidylinositol metabolic process. The transcript has 2 exons. The record is from RefSeq and is a predicted model, not a curated record. Gene Ontology annotation, cellular component: cytoplasm.
AUGGCAGAUAAUACAUUUAGAAUUUUUAUAACAACACAAAGUUUUAUAAUUAAAAGAGAUUCUUUACAUAGUAAAGCAUUAGUAAUUAAUAGAAGAGAUCCAUCUAAAAUCGAUAUAAUACAACCAGAUCAAAUUGAUCAAUCAUUAAGAUCUGAAAGAUCAGUUUAUUGUGUUUUAGGUAUAUUUAGAUUAGUAAAUGAAUGUUAUUUAGUAGUUGUAACUGAAAGUGAUAUAGCGGCAAAUUUUCAAUUUCAAGGACAACCAAAUGUUAUUAGAAAGAUUAGAUGUACAGAUUUUAUAUCAUUUCAAACUGGUAGAGGGCAUAUAUCAAUAGGAGGAGGUGGUGGUGGAGGUGGUAGUGGUAAUGGAGAAUCAAAAGAAGAUGAUAGACCAUAUGUUCAAGUUAUGAAUUUAUUGAAUAGUGGACACUUUUAUUGGACACCACCAAAUAGUAGUUUUGAUAUAACUCGUACUUAUCAAAGUCAAUGUUUGGAGCCAAAAUCGGAUUUACCAGUAUGGGAACGUGUUGAUAAGCGAUUCUAUUGGAAUAAAUAUUUACAAAAGGAUUUCAUAGCAUAUAGAUUAUACGAUUGGUGUUUCCCAAUUAUACAAGGUUUUGUAGUAUCCGAUCAUCUCGGUCAUAUUCAAGGAAAGAAUGUAGUUUACACAUUGAUUUCGAGAAGAAGUCGUUUUAGAGCUGGUACUAGAUUCGUUACACGUGGUAUCGAUGAUGAUGGUAAUGUUGCAAACUUUUGUGAAUCUGAACAAAUCUUAUCGAUUGAAAGUUAUGGUGUUUUGGCAUUCUUACAAAUUAGAGGUUCUGUACCAGUGUUUUGGAAUCAAUCAUCACCACAAAUGUCUGAUCUAAAGAUUAAAAUGUCGAAUCUAUCGAAAAUUGGUAAAAUUAGUAAAAAGAAGAUUACAAUCGCUAGAAAUACUCAAGCGACAACACCAGCUUUUCAAUUGCAUCUUAAAGAACAAACUAAAAAGUAUGGUAAUAUUGUAAUCGUUAAUUUACUCUCAAAAUUGAAAUCAGGUGAAUGUGAUCUUGUAAAUGCUUAUGAAGAACAAAUUAGAAUAUUACGUUCACCACAAGUUUUCUAUAAUCAUUUCGAUUUAAAUGAACAAACCAAAGGUAAUAGAAUGGAUCCUUUAGAUUCUUUAAUUAAUUAUAUUGAUAAUCAAUCAAUUAGUGGUGGUGGUGGUACCACUGGUGGCGUUAGUGAAAAAAUUGUUGGUUAUUUCUUUCAAAAUUCAAAUGGUCAAAUCAUUUCAAAACAAAAUGGUAUAAUUCGUACAAAUUGUAAAGAUUGUUUGGAUAGAACUAAUAUUGUACAAUCAAGAGUUAGUUGGGUAUUAUUUGAAAGUCAACUAAGAAAGUUAGGAUUAUUUAGAGGUCAUGAUUCUAUUGGUAGUUAUCCACGUGUAUCACAAACAUUAAAGACAACAUGGGCAGAUAAUGGUGAUGCAUUGUCGAUUCAAUAUGCAGGUUCAGGUUCAUUGAAAUCAACGUUAACACGUGAGGGUGAUUAUGGUAUAAUGGGUAUGUUGGCAGAUGGUAAAAAAACAAUGACUCGUUUCUAUAUCAAUAAUUUCAAAGAUCCAGGUAGACAGGAUGUGUUAGAUCUAUUGUUAGGUUUACAUAAAUCAAUGGUUGUCAAUAAUAGUAAUAAUGGUAAUGGUGGUAAUGGUGGUAAUGGUAGUGGUCAUGAUGAUAAUAUUAGAAAACAAGUUCAAGAUAGAGUUAAAGAAUAUUCGAAAAAAGAAUGGAGGAAUGUUUUCGUUGGUACUUAUAAUGUUGGUGGUGUACAUUCAUCAUACUUUGAUUUGGUACAAUGGUUAAGACCUGAUGGUGCCAAUUGUCCAACACCGGAUUUCUACGUUUUAGGUCUACAAGAGGUGGUGGAGUUAACGGCUGGUCAGAUUUUAGCAACAGAUUCAUCCAUUGGUAAACAAUGGGAGGAUGCAAUCGAACGUGCACUUCCAAAAGUAUCACCCAAUGUAAAGUAUAUCAAAUUACAAUCAUCACAAUUGGUAGGUUUAUUAAUGGCAAUCUAUGUACGUGAGGAUGCAAUACACUAUUUUAGAGAGGUACAAAUUCAAAAUGUCAAAUGUGGUAUGAAUGGCUUGGCUGGUAAUAAGGGUGGAAUUGGUGUACGUUUAUUGUUCAGCGAUACCUCCUUCACCUUUGUCACGGCUCAUUUCGCUGCUGGUCAAUCCAAUGUUGAAGAUCGUAUUUCCGAUUUCCGUGAGAUCGAUUCAACAUUGGCCUUUGGUCGUCAAGGUCAAUUCAAGGUCUCUGAUUCAGAUUAUUCAUUUUGGUUGGGUGAUUUCAAUUUUAGAAUUGACUUACCCGAUGAAGAAAUUAGAAGAUGUGUCUAUGAUCAACAGUUUCCAAAACUUUACAACUAUGAUCAACUUAGAAAAUGUAUGGAAGCAGGUAGAGUUUUCAAUGGUUAUAGGGAGGAGACAAUCGCUUUCCCUCCAACUUAUAAGUAUGAUUUAAAUAGCACUCAAUAUGAUACUUCUCAAAAACAAAGAUCACCAGCUUGGACUGAUAGAAUCGUUUGGAGUAAUAAAGUUCAUCAUGAUUUACGUCAACUCUAUUAUCAUAGACAAGAGAUUUUAGCUUCUGAUCAUAGACCUGUAAGUUCUUACUUUCAAUUGGAAGUCACUAAAAUCGAUAAAGAUAAAGAAAGAACAUUACGUCAAGAAUUAUACGAACAAAAAUCUUCACAAUUCAUCACUACCUCUCAAAGUACCAAUAAUCUUAUCAACACAACUAAUCAAAAUGGUAAAGAUGGUGCAAAUUUAAUCACUAAAGAAUUUGAACAACUUACACUAAUUAAACAAUCUGCUUCAACUCCAAAUUUACAAAAAGGUAGAUCAAAUACAACAAAUAUUCAAUAUCAAAUAACUUCAACCAAUCAAAUUAGUAAUACUAAUAAUAAUACCAUUCAACAACAACAACAUCACCAAGAACUUGUAAAUGUAACUACAACUAGAAAGAAUUCAUUAAAUAGUAAUAAUAAUAAUAAUAAUAAUAAUAUUAAUAACAGUAAUAAUACACUUGUUGCAAGUGGUGGUAGUAAUGGUGUUCCUCCAAGAAAAUUAUCAUCAGGACGUCCAUUACCAAUGUUACCUCAACCAAUUCAAAUACCACCAACACAACAACAACAACAACAACAACAACAACAACAACAACAACAACAACAAGAAACAGUUAACCUUCAAAAGAUGACCGGAUCCGGUGGUGGAAGAAAAAUAUCUUCCUCUCCAUCAUCCUCAUUUAAUAAUACUAAUAGUAUUGGUAGCUCAUCAUCACCAUCAGGUGCUCAUUCACCAAUUUUUGAUGAUCAAUUUGAUCCAAGAAAAGGUAGAUCUUCACCAGUUCCACAAUCUUUUAAUGAAAAUAAUAAUAGUAAUCAAUCAAAAAUGGAAUUAUUAAUACCGAAUCAAAAUUCAACUCAAUAUCAACAACAACAACAACAACAACAACAACAACAACAACAACAACAACAACAACAACAACAACAACAACAACAACAACAACAACAACCUCAAUAUAAUUCAAAUCUUUAUAAUAGCGGUCCUCCACCAUUACAACCAAUUCAUCAAAGUAAUUUAAAUCCAAAUUCAAACUAUAAUCAACAAUUACAACAACCACCACCACAACCAAUUAAUCAUGAUUUACAAUUAAUCGAUUCAUGGGGUAAUAGUAGUAAUGGUUAUCAAAGUAGAGAGCCACCUCCUUUACAACCAAUUCCCCAAUCUGUUUAUCAAUCACAACCACCACCUUUACAACCAAUUCCCCAAUCUGUUUAUCAACCAACAAAUUUUGCACUUCAACAACCUUUACAACCAAUGAUGUCUCCACCACCUUUAUUAUAUAGUAAUCAAAAAGCUGUUUAUAAUAUUCCAGUUCCAUCACCCUAUAAUCAGCAACAACAACAACCACAACAACCAUACCAGCAACCAUAUCAACAACCAUACCAACAACCAUAUCAACAAAAUUUAUAUAACCAACCACCACCAUUAAAUAAUUCCUACAAUAAUUAUAAUAAUCAAAAUAAUAAUAAUAAUAAUCAAAAUAAUAAUAAUACCUAUAAUAAUCCAUAUUUAGGUUCCAUUUUGGAUUAA